Molecule: messenger RNA, 1046 nt
Organism: Truncatella angustata
Lineage: Eukaryota; Fungi; Ascomycota; Sordariomycetes; Amphisphaeriales; Sporocadaceae
Exons: 2
Coding region: 363-854 (163 amino acids)
Source: RefSeq, a predicted model, not a curated record
AUUCUUCUCACUGCCAUGCUCACAGCAACAACCAGAAAACAGCCGGUGCAUGAAAACCAUUAGUUUGCGAAAUUACACAAUCGGGGCCCCGCGUUUCGGCUCAUACAUACAGGUGACGUCGAGGAGGGAAAUGAAACCGCCAUAGCGCUAAUCGUAGGGCUGCAGUAAUGACGACAUAGCAUGCGUCAAGUUGAACAAAUUCUAGGGUAAAGAAACUGCCGUCGACUCCUAGUAACAAACGAGAUCAUUGUGAUAUAUGAGUAACAUUCCUGGAAUUAGUUUCAGAGCUGAGUAUAACAAAUCUGCAAACCCACGACAAUUCAUAACACCUACCGCACAAUCUCUAACACGUUAUCUCAAUCAUGGCCUCCACCGGACAUUCUCAGCCGCCUAAGGCUACAGCAUACCAAACAGAAGGUGUUGGUGUUGACUCAAAUCCCGCAGAGCAGCGCGCUGCUCAACAUCCUCAUAGCCAUGGUGAGCCGGUCGACCAACGGGUUCCAGAGUCCCAGUCGUCAGGCUCGCACAAGGCCUUGCCUACGAGUUUAGCUCAAGGUAUUCGUGGAGCACCGCCUGGAGAGGAGCAGAGCGGAAAGACACAAGAGGAUGUCGGACGACAUAAGGAGCUCGAAGGCGAGCAACUUGCAACAUUCAGUGAAGGAAAGAUAGCUGAUAACGUGGAGCGGAAACCUGGUGCGACUGGCUCACAGCCAGAUCUUGCAAGUGAUCUGGAUCGCAAGAAGGCCGAGCAGGCCGAGAAGAGGGAGGAUAUCAAGCAAGCUAGAGCACAGGGUACGCUGAGUGGUGAUGUUGAUCAACGCGCCACUGGAAACGAAACUCUUGGGGAUGUUUGAUACAAUCAAUAAUGUUAGAUUAGUACGACAAAGGUGGUCGCUUAUGCUGGAGGAUUUGCUUUGAUAAAUUUGAUUUUCCAUACUGAAUCAACGAUCAGAGAAAGCUGAAAUUAUUGGGAAAAAUUUCCAUGUGUGAACUCGAAUGAAUCUACCGCUACUUUUUGGUGCACCUAUUAUGAACUCUGUUAUUGC